AUUUAUCCACUCUCAUUGCACGCGAACGUUGCUUGAAUAGCAAGGAAGCUCACAGGCACUGAAAACCCGUAACAAAAGAGCGCAUCUGAACUGACCUAUUAAGAAACACAGUAUUGUAUAUUACCACUCAGUGAAUCCAGGAAAGAAGUAUGGCAGAGGCUCACCAGGCCGUAGCGUUUCAGUUCACAGUAACACCAGAUGGCAUCGAUCUCCGGCUCAGCCACGAAGCUCUUCGACAGAUCUACCUCUCCGGGCUGCACUCCUGGAAGAAGAAGUUCAUCAGAUUCAAGAAUGGGGUCAUGACCGGCGUGUUCCCUGGAAGCCCUACAAGCUUGCUGGUAGUUGUGGUGGGGUUCAUGUCCACAACAGCGUACACAAAAACAGAUCCUUCAUUCGGGUUGAUAGCCAGAAUCGGGGCACACCUCCCUGUAAGUAGGUACCUGUCUGAUGAGAGCCAGAAGAUUGUGGGAGGAGUGCUCAUCGGCACCAGCCUGUGGGUGGCUGGUAUCUCUAUCAUGCGCACCACACUGAAGAUGCUGCUCUCCUGGCACGGCUGGAUGUUCAGUGCACACGGCAAGGUGUCCAAGAGAACCAGAAUCUGGAUGGCACUGGUGAAGCUUUUCUCUGGACCCAAGCCAAUGUUGUACAGCUUCCAGACGUCACUCCCACGCCUUCCUGUACCUGCAGUCGCAGACACUAUGAAACGAUACCUGGAGUCGGCCCGCCCGCUAAUGGACGAUGAGCAGUACAAUAGAAUGGAGGCUCUUGCUAAAGACUUUGAAGUGAACCUGGGACCCCGUCUACAGUGGUAUCUGAAACUGAAGUCUUGGUGGGCAACAAAUUACGUAAGUGAUUGGUGGGAAGAAUAUAUCUAUCUCAGAGGACGUGGACCAAUCAUGGUCAACAGUAAUUAUUAUGCAAUGGACUACCUGUACGUCUAUCCAACAAAGAUUCAAUCAGCUAGAGCUGGAAACACAAUCCACGCCAUCUUACUGUAUAGACAAAAGCUGGACCGAGAGCAAAUCAAGCCAAUUUUCGCUCUGGGAUCCACGGUACCCAUCUGCUCAUCCCAGUGGGAGCGGAUGUUUAAUACUUCCCGCCUCCCGGGCCAAGAGACAGACACUAUUCAGCACGUGAGGGACAGCAAGCACAUCGUGGUCUUUCACAAGGGGCGCUUCUUCAAGGUGUGGAUGUACCACGACGGACGGCUGCUGAAACCCAGAGAGAUCGAGCAGCAGAUGCAGAAAAUUCUGGACGAUAAAUCUGAGCCUCAGCCUGGAGAACAGCAUCUUGCAGCACUCACUGCAGGAGACAGAGUGCCUUGGGCCAAUGCCCGUCAGAACUACUUCAGCAAAGGGAAGAACAAGCAGAGUUUGGAUGCAAUUGAGAAGGCAGCCUUCUUUGUGACCCUUGAUGAUACUGAGCAAGGCUAUAACAAGGAAGAUCCUGUGAGAUCACUGGAUAGCUAUGCCAAGUCUUUGCUUCAUGGAAAAUGCUACGACAGGUGGUUUGACAAGUCUUUCUCCUUUAUUGUAUACAAGAAUGGAACCAUGGGCUUGAAUGCAGAGCACUCGUGGGCAGAUGCUCCUAUUGUUGGUCACCUUUGGGAGCAUGUGUUGUCUACGGACAGUUUCCAGCUGGGAUAUGAAGAGGAUGGGCAUUGCAAAGGCAGCAUUAACCCCAAUGUGCCUGGACCCCAAAGACUACAGUGGGAGAGUCUAGAAGAAUGCCAAAGUGUUAUCCAGAGCUCUCUGAAGGUUGCCCAGGCACUGGCUGACGACGUCGACUCCCACACUUUCCCAUUCAACAAAUUUGGAAAAGGUCUGAUCAAGAAGUGCAGGGUGAGCCCCGACGCCUUCAUUCAGAUUGCCCUGCAGCUGGCUCAUUUCCGGGACAAGGGCAAGUUCUGCCUGACAUAUGAAGCCUCGAUGACUCGACUCUUCAGAGAGGGUCGAACAGAGACUGUGCGCUCCUGCACCGUGGAAUCAUGCAGCUUUGUACACGCCAUGAUGGAUUCCCAAAAAACAAAUGAAGAGAAAAUGAAGCUGUUCAAUCUUGCGGCUGAAAAACACCAGAAUUUGUACCGUCUGGCAAUGACUGGGGAAGGCAUUGAUCGGCAUCUCUUCUGUCUCUAUGUAGUGUCCAAAUACCUUGGGGUCGAUUCUCCCUUCCUGAAAGAGGUGCUUUCGGAGCCAUGGAGGCUCUCUACCAGCCAGACUCCUCAGCAGCAAUUGGAACUGUUUGACUUGGCCAAUAACCCUCACCAUGUGUCCAGCGGGGGGGGCUUCGGACCUGUCGCUGAUGAUGGUUACGGUGUCUCUUACAUCAUCGUUGGAGAAAAUCUCAUCAAUUUCCACAUCUCCAGCAAGUUGUCAAGCCCAGAGACGGACUCUCACCGAUUCGGAGAAAACAUUAUCCAGUCCAUGCUUGACAUCCUCGCUCUCUUCAACCUCAACGCAAAGGCAGGCAAAUAACUGUUCUGCCCCAGACGAAAAGAAAAGAACAAUCUGUUGGAUUGCUUGUUUCAAAAUACGCUUCCAUGUGCUUGUACAGAAAUGUUUGGGCGUUUUUAAUCUUAAAGAAAUUAAAC
Messenger RNA from Polyodon spathula (Mississippi paddlefish), 2590 nucleotides. Its product is annotated as carnitine O-palmitoyltransferase 1, liver isoform-like. Gene Ontology annotation, cellular component: mitochondrion. The record is from RefSeq and is a predicted model, not a curated record. The transcript is spliced from 19 exons. Bases 150 to 2474 code for a protein of 774 amino acids. Gene Ontology annotation, biological process: fatty acid metabolic process; carnitine metabolic process. Gene Ontology annotation, molecular function: carnitine O-palmitoyltransferase activity. NCBI's taxonomy places the organism in Eukaryota, Metazoa, Chordata, Actinopteri, Acipenseriformes, Polyodontidae.